This is a messenger RNA of Xyrichtys novacula (pearly razorfish), 8700 nucleotides long. The record is from the annotation of a GenBank genome assembly. NCBI's taxonomy places the organism in Eukaryota, Metazoa, Chordata, Actinopteri, Labriformes, Labridae.
UUCAUUCAUAGUGGAGUCGGUUUGAGGAGAGCCGUGAUUAUACUUAACGUUUUCCCAACUUUAACGGCUUCUGUGCUGCAGAAAACUCGCCGGUGACUCUUUCGUCACCAGCAGACUGAACCGGAGCAGCGACAUGUCAGUGGGAGCGAGUUCUCCGGUAAGUUAACGAAGACCUGACUCUGUGUUUACACCAAGGAUGAAGGUUCCUCAGUGCCCGGUGAGAACGAAAUUGGAGCGCAGGGAUUGGUCAAUCUUUGUGCCAGUCACAGUGUUCCGUUUCCUCAUUGGAAGACUGAACAGCUAGGAUGCUUCUGUUCGACGUGAAUACCAAGAGCUUGAAAAGAAAAGGCAAAAGAACACAUUUAAAGUAAGCACUAAGUGUUUGUUGCCUCUACUUUCGUUUUUGACUCGGAAUAUCAAUAAUCUUAUUGAUUGAACUAUUGAAACAUACCCAGAGUGUAAAUCUGAAGUCUUGUUUAGCCUACUUGUUCCCUGUCACUUGCCUUCAACACGUUUAAAUAAACCAAAUCUUUACGUUUUAAUUGAUAGAUGCUUAACGAUAAUCAGCUAAGCAAUCAAUGGAGUAACGACGCACAAUUUCCUCCUUUUUAUUAUGAUUUAUAUCGUCCUUGACUCGGACACCACUGCUUUGUCCCGCCCACAAAUCAUCAGUGUAUUCUUGGUAGCUGUUUGCCUACAGUUUCACUGUAAUGUAGUUUUCUGAGAAACAAACCAACAUAAAAAGAAAUGACAGUUUAUCUUUUUGCCACUUUUUCUGCAAAAUAACUUCGUUAUAUUCUCUAUAACGAAGUCGCCUGAAGUAAAGCAAACCAACAUUAAACAAUUAGAUUUUGAAUGAAACUUUGACAGAGACAUCAAACAGAAAAUUGAUCAAAUAUUAACUUAUUGUAUUCUGUAUGGUGGCAAAAAAAUGAGUGAAAAGUACCUUCGGGUGUUGAUUGAAUCGUGUAAAUACACACAUGAGCGUACUCUAAACAUCUAGAACAUGAAAAAUGAGAACUUGAAGUGACAGGUAAAAGCCGACUGUGUGUGGAGGGGUUUAAACUUUCAUGAUCUUUAUUUUUACUUUUUAAAGUGAUAUAAUUUCACUCAGGUAGUAAUAAAACUUCACCAAAAUAAUAAUAUUUCUUCAUUUGGAUGGCAAUAUGUUUUAGUUGAUGGGGUGAUGAUGAUCAUUAUAACAAUAAAAGAAGUGCAUUGCCUCAGCACUGCAUAACAGCACUUUGCCCAAUUACACUCCAAUUUAUGUUGCUUUGGACAAAAGUUUCUGCUAACAGUAACAUUGUAACAUGACAAUAUUUGAUAAUCUCUUAAUUUGGAGGUUUUCACUUGUUAACAAACCACCACUCGCAGAAUACAAGGAUUAAGUAGAUUCAAGAUUCAAGAUUGGCUUAUUUGUCAUAUGCAGGUUAAACAAGGUCAACAAUGCAAUGAAAGGCCCUGGAUGAGAGGGACUGCUCGACCCAAAGAAGUACAGAUAAAAACACACAAUAAGUACUACUGUGUGUUAAUCUCUACAAAUUAAGAAUUUAAACAUUGAAGUACUGUUAUAUCUUAAGACAACAUUUUUAACAAACAUUAACUGACAAAAACUUAUAAAUAAAGGUUAUAAAUGGGGACUAAUGAAGGAAAUGAUAUUGAAUGAACAUGUAUUGUGGACCUCUGUGACAACACCUCGAACACAGUCUGCCCCUCCCUGCCUUUAAUAACGAACUCUAUGAAUUAGUGUGCUUAUCUUUUGAACCAGAGAUAUGUUAGGGUGGGGGUCCUGCAGGGGGAGGGGGAGGAGUAUAAUCCAGUAAAAAAGACUACUGUUCAGUAUCUUGAGUCUACAUGACCUCAGCACAUCUCCUCACUAAGACACAGCAGGCAGACAGGGGAUACAAUAGCCCACACAGCACGAGCUCUCACUGCAGACACUCAGGAUUAUGGAGGAAGGACCUUACAAGUACAUCAGGGUGAGGCCAGCAGAGAAAACGCCUCAGCACAUUUAUAGAACAACUACAGAGGAGGUCGUUUCUGGUUUUCUAUCUUUAAAAGGCUUCACAGGCUUCAACCCUAUUUGUCUGUUUUCUCUUUUGUCAUCACAGGAUGGGAACGGACAGGUUAGUCGGGUGAUCCGGAUCGGAACCCGUCAGAGCCAGGUACAGUAACACCAGCCUAGAUGCAUUCAGUGCAGUCUUUAGUGUAAUAGGACUCGUGUAUCAUUGAAUAUAUUGGGAGGUUGUUGCUCCAUGGUUAUACACAUCAUGAUAAAAAUUGCACAUGGCACAUGGUGAGGACCCGCAUUAACACCGAAAGGGGUUUUUGCACACUCAAUACUAUUAUACAAUACAUAAAAAACUGAUAUUUAAAUGAUCAUUGUGGGAUCAGUGGUGGUGGCGUGGGCAAUGUUCCUAUCAGUGAUGAGUAGUUUGAAUGAAUGUGAGCCUCACAGCCAGUGUCAGUUAAACAUGAGUUAUCUGGAGAUGAAUUGAUUGGAUGAAUAAAAAAACAUCAUUGAAAAGUAAUAAGAUCAAAGUAUGCACGUUCCAGGUUCUUAAAUAUGGAGAUUUGUUGCAGCUUUGUCUUUUUUGUACAAAUCGACACUGUCUGGAUAACCCAAAAAGUAAUUGAAUUAGAUGAACUUUGCAGGUCCCAAAUAUGGAUGACAGAAAGCUAUUGAGUUUUUGCUUUUUGAAAGAAAUAUGAAAUGAAUGAAUGAACAAAUCAAGCUAAAAUGUUUUUCAUUGAAUGAAAGACAACUGUUUCAGGAUCAGCUCUCUGUUAAAUGAUCAUUUUUGCCAUCAGUGUAUCAGCUCUGAUUCCCUCAGUCUUGGCUUAUACACUAAAUAAUGAAUACGUGAAUGGAUCUUUGAUAAUAACUGUUGGAACUGCAGCCCUAAAUCGAUCCGUUUCAAGCUGCUUCUUUGCUGUUUUAGUUUCAGCAGAGAGACAUCUAAGGGUUCUCUAACAGAGAUAAGAAAGUUGUGACUUUAAGAUAACUCUUUUCCCUCCAGUCAGUCUGAUCAGUUUGAUUCUCUCUGACUCUGUGGAGUUUUUGAUCAUGUUUGAAACCAUCAAUAUGAUCCAGCUAAAGUGAAGCUCUUCUAUUUUAUCUUCUUGCAGUUGGCUCGCAUCCAGACAGACAGCGUGGCCGACAAGCUGAAAGAGCUGUACAGUGAUGUCCGCCUGGAAAUAAGUGAGAAUCACACCUUUAUUUAUUCAGAUAAAUUAAUAUUUAUCAGAGAGGCCUUUACUUCCUGUCAGAGGAUCCUGUUCAGGUGUUUAAGCUUCAUUGUUAUUUUCUUUGACUGCAGAUUGAACCUCUAAUGGAUCCUGAUCCAUUUAUCACUCUGGCAAAUCAUAAAGCUGCUAAUCUGUAAAAUAUUUAAUUAUCAGAGUAUCUGUUCCUGUUAUGUGUCUGUUUAGACUCUAAAACAGAUAUAUACUGUCACCUGUCUGUUCACCUUUAUGCCUUCUCUCUUUUAGUUGGCAUGACGACAACUGGAGACAAAAUCCUGGACACAGCUUUAUCAAAGGUGACGAUCACAGGAAGACUUAGAGAAUUAUGACAUGAGCAACAUCUAGGAAGACAGUUUGGUGUUCGAUGUUAACAAAAGACAAUAAAUGUUUGUUUGUUUGUUCCAGAUCGGGGAGAAGAGUUUGUUCACUAAAGAGCUGGAGAACGCUCUGGAGAGGAACGAGUGAGUGUGAACAGAGUCAUCUGUGUCUGACAGCACACAGGCUUCACAACACUGUGAACCAUCAAACUGAAACAACAGUCUGAACACAGCAGUCACCAUGGCAACAUAAAACAGCAGCAGGAUGAAGUUCACACUUAUUUAUCUGUUAUGUUUGUGUACGACUCAACCAUUCCUCUGCGUUCACAGUCCCAGGUCUUUUUAAGGCUUUAUUUAUGGGCUGUGUCCUGGUUUCUGAGUUUAUUAGUCUGAGUAGUUUUGACCGAUCACGUAUGAGCAUGCAGUAGUGUUUGGAAAACAGUCAGUAUGGAGAGCAAAAGCAGGAGGAACACACUCAACUGUACGAACUUUAGUACUAAGAAAAUGAAGCUCACCAUCUGCUCUAUAUAAUCAUUUCAACCCAGGCAAUAAGUCUGCUUCACACUGCGUCCUGAGAGACAAUCAGCUCGUAGAUUUAGUAUUUUUCUUAAUUUCAUCAAAUGUAAUCAGUUAAACCUGCUCUGAACUUUCACUUUGUACAAAUCUGUGUCACAAGUUUGUUAUUGUGGAAAAUUUCAGUCCUUAAAUUUCAAGUAAAUUACCUUUAAAUGUGUUUCUUUAUGGUAAGCCAGACUGAAGCCUCUGAGUGACAUAUGAGUGACAGUGAAACUGAGACUCACUGAAACCAGAGGAACAGGUGCUGCUCCAGGACUAUAGUAAACUAAGACAUUUUAACUGGCCGCAGCAGGAUGCCUUAAAGUUAGUUAUUAUUCUCAGACACAGAUAAAGAUAACAUGAGCUCAUCACCCUAAAAAAGUUAAACUGUGUUAUCUUGAAAAUCUGGCCUCUGUAGCUUCUUCCUCAUUACAAGUUACUUUCCUUCACUUGAGAGUUUAUUGUUGGUGUUAAAUAGAUUUUAAAGUGGUCAUUCAAAGUCCAAAUCUGAAGACCACUGAAGAUACCAUGCUAUCCAGAGGGAAACACUCUGAGUAGUUCCUCAGGUGUAGUGUGCGUUCCUGGUCUGAAGUGACCUCUAACCCUGUUCUCGUGUGUCCUUCAGGGUCGACCUGGUCGUUCACUCCCUCAAAGACCUCCCCACCACUCUGCCUCCAGGAUUCACCAUUGGCGCUGUGCUGAAGUAAGUCUCACAUGUGUAGAGUUCAUUGGUGGAGCUCCAAUCACAUGUUUGUUCUGUAGGUGUCUUCAGUUUUUAUUCUUGAGGGGUUUUUUUGCACAUCUGUAACCUCUGAGGGUUUUUUGUUUCCUGCUGCCUGUAGGAGAGAAAACCCCCAUGAUGCAGUGGUGCUCCACCCGAAACAUAAAGGGAAAACUCUGGAGACUCUGCCAGAAAACAGGUUCAGUCACACAGACCCUUCAGCCCGUUGUGUUUUUGUUUUCCUCUCACCUCGUUGUUGUGGAGAAAUAACUUGACUCCGUCCUGUGUGUUGAUGCAGUGUGAUCGGCACCAGCUCGCUGCGCCGCGCCGCUCAGCUGAAGAAGAGAUUCCCUCACCUGGACUUCAAAGACAUCGUAUCCUUUCAAAGCCUUUCAGUGAAAUGAGGAGAUUUUUCAGACAAACUGAUUAUUUAGCUUUCAGAGGAGAGCGCUCACUUCUCAGGAGGAAUAUUUGUCUCUCAGAUGUUUUUCCUGAGCUGUAGUUUUUUUAGCGUGGGAAUCUGAACACACGUCUGAGGAAGCUGGAUGAGAAGGACGACUUUGCUGCUAUCAUCCUGGCUGCUGCAGGCCUCAAAAGGAUGGGCUGGGAAAACCGGAUCAGUCAGGUACCAACAGUUCUUGAUGAUCUGAAGUCAUCUGUGUGAGGGAGACAUGUCUCAUCUGACAGUCUGAUCUUUUCCUCUGCUAGAUCCUGGAUCCUGAAGACUGCAUGUACGCUGUUGGACAGGUAUGAACGAGGGUCUGAGAUACAGACUCACACAUCCCUGUGAGCUCUAACUAGGAUCCCAGCUUUGACUUUGGUAGAAAACAGGGUGAAAUCAGACAUAGUUCUGACAGUGUUUCUACUGCAGUUAGUGAAAGACCCUGAAGGGAGAAGGUUGUUGGACUCAAAUCCAGCUCCAGCCUUCAAUUUACCUUCACAAGUGGCAGUGAUGCACUUUAACUCUCAUUUGUUUGGCUUCAAAACUCCACUUUGAAACCUGAUGGGUGUUUGAUACAGUCUAACAUCUGAAGAGAUAUUUUGUUAAGGACUGUGUUAAGAUACAAAAAAAAAAAGGAAUUUUUGAACCAGUUUCAUUGUUUUCGACAGAAAUAUAUAUUUCUAUAUGUAUUUUUGUAUAUAUAUAUAUAUACAUAUAUAUAUAUACACACACAUAUAUAUGUAUAUAUAUAUAUAUAUAUAUAUAUAUACACACACACACACACACACAUAUAUACACACAUAUAUAUAUAUACACACAUAUAUAAAGGUGUGUUUGUGUCUGUUGUCAGGGGGCUCUUGCUAUAGAGGUCCGGGCCAGAGAUGAAGACAUCCUGGAGAUGGUGUCAGUCCUCCAUGACCCUGACACAGUUCUGCGCUGCAUCGCUGAGAGAGCCUUCCUCAGACAACUGGUAUACACACACACUCACAAACAAGUUCACACGUUCUUUGACUGGUUUGAAGAGUGUAUGAAUUUGGAGAUGACUGUGGGUUUGGUGAAUCUGUGUGUGUAGGAGGGAGGCUGUAGUGUUCCUGUGGCUGUUCACACUCAGGUGAAGGACUCUCAGGUGAGAAUGCUCCACAAACACCAGAGUCUGUGAGGUCAACGUUUCCCCGCCAAAAUAAAACACCAAGAUAAUAUUGAUAGUAUAGCUUCAGCAUAUCCUUGCUUGUGAUUUUUCCUCCUAAACUCCACCUGUUUGAUGAAUUCCUGCAGCUCCACCUGACAGGGGCCGUGUACAGUCUGGACGGAUCGGACAGUCUGAAGGAAACCAUGCAGACGAGCAUCUCUGCUGCAGCUCAGAAGGUAACAGCUCAGAGCUCAGAUGUGAUUGUUGUAAACUCUUUAAACAAACUUAAAAUGGAUCAUGUGUCCAACAGAGCCCAGAAGGAGUGGACGAGCUGCUCCAGCGAGUAGGAGUCACAGCCAGCAAGAUCUCUGGUGAAGCCCAGGACCGGGCUGAGCGGCUGGGGAUCGACCUGGCCGACUUACUCCUGAGCAAAGGAGCCAAGGAGAUCCUGACGGUGGCCAGGAAGCUCAAUGACGCCAGAUAAUCCUGAUGGGGUGAGGGGCGGGUCUCCACGGCCUUGUAUGGAGUAGAUGCUUGAGUUUACUUUUCAUGUUACUUGUUUGAAAGUUAAUAAGAGAGAAAGAACAAGGACUUCUUAUUAUUUGAGCUCCAGAAGAUACAUUUUUGAGGACUUCAGCUUGGACCAAAGUUGUGCUCAGUUUGUUUGACUGCUGCUAAAAUGACAAGUUCUUAAAGUCAGAACCUCAGAGAAGCUUCUCCUGAGCCGUGAAGCCUUACUGGGAUCAUCAGAGAGAAACACCAAACUGCCUUCAAACAUGCUCACAGCUGUUAAAUAUCAUCACUGACUGAUAUCCUCACUGUUGAAUCUCUGUGUUGUUGUUUAUGUACUCUCAGUAUUUACAAGGAGAGCUCCCUAAACUCUGCCUUCACCGUUUACACUCAGCAGCUGCUUUUUCUGACAUGGUGCUGAAACCAAGGAGAUCAAAUCUCCAUGCAGAGCAGAGAAAGAAUCACAGAUAUACAUAAAAAGUUCAAUAAGGAGCAAGAUUGGUGCAAAAUAUCAAACCUUUUUAUUCAGCAAUCAUAAACGACUUCUACCUCUUCACCUUCAGUACCUUCUCAGCCCAUCAGAGGGCCUCAGCACCAACAGAUAAAGUCAGAGAUUUUUAGAAGUCGUGACCACUGUGUUUCACAGAAAACAAGUUCUUCAAACUUUAAGGGUGUUUUACAGCUAAACAGUCGCUCUUAUUUCACUCACUCUAAAUGUGAUUGCAGGUCACUAUGAAGCUGCUGCUUUAAUGUCUAUUUUAUCAUAAUUUUAAGACAUGCCUUGUUGAAGAAAACUUAAAACUAGUGGCUGAGGCAAUAAACUUUUUGGAACAUUUUAUACUGAGGUAAUAACACGUAAAAACUUUUUUAACCAUUCAUUUUCCCCCUGUUUGCUAAAGAGAACUUCUACCAGGUUUCUAAAUGUUCAAACAGGCUGUUGUCAAACAUAUAUUACAGAUAUAAAAGUCGUAGAGAAGAAAAUCAAAGAAAGCAGAAAACUAAAAAUGAACACCUAAUAUUUGCUGUAAUGAAGACAAGCUGUACUCCAUGUUUGAAAGCGAAGGAUCCUCAAACAUGUUGCUUUUGGUGUGAAAUAAAAUGCUACAUGUGUCUUCAGUGUUGUCAUUUGUAUAUUUAGUUUCUAUCAAAGUUUUUUCUCAGGAAAUAAUUUUAUUUCUGUCUUAGUAGACUACAAAUCUGCAAGAGGAGAUCAGUGUCUGUUUCAAAGUUUUAAGGCUCAAAGUUGAUCAAUUUUACAAUUAGUGAGUCAGCUCUGUUUACACGUAAAUAAGCACCGAACAGGACAAAAACAUGACAAAAGUGCUAAACACUCACUGUAGUAUUUUAUUUCUGUUAUUAUAUACAGUUAAUUUAGAUUUCCUCCCAUGAUGGAAGUUUGGUAAUGUCAGCCAUCUUUUCUUUAAAGCUCAAUUGUUUAUUUGACUGAAUUCAUAAUGUGACGUUUUGCCCCUUUAUGAAAACAUGGAGGACAAAUUAAACCACUGAUGUCCAAUGUCAAUAAAACUGUGGAGCCAUGUCCAGUUUUGUGUCCUACUCUCAAGGGUUAAGAGUAAAUACUUGUAGUCAGAAUCAGGCACAUAAUCAGCUGUACAGGUCAGGUUUGAGUGAACAUAGAAGGAAUUUAACGCCAGUACACUCAGCUCUCUGUACAACAUUCACACAGAUAUUACAAUAACUGUACACAGCUGUUUUAAAUAAGUUUGGGGUUGACAAAAGUGCAAGGCUGUGAGCCCAAAGGAUGGCGAAUGACAUUAAAUAU